AUGACAUCCAAAGAAGUGGCCAAGUGUGAUGCGGGGGAAAACAGGAGGCGAAGCCCGCUGGACCACUUGCCGCCCCCUGCCAACUCCAACAAGCCGCUGACCCCCUUCAGCAUCGAGGACAUCCUCAACAAGCCGUCCGCCAAGCGAAGUUACACCAUUUGUGGCACGGCUCAUCUCAUUUCGUCCAACGAGAAGCACCGCGCCUCCAGCCUGCCCCUGUCCAGCCGGGCUCUGCUCACCCAAACCUCGCCGCUGUGCGCCCUGGAGGAGCUCGCCAGCAAAACCUUUAAGGGGCUUGAAGUCAGCGUGCUACAGGCGGCAGAAGGCCGGGACGGCAUGACCCUAUUCGGCCAGAGAACCACCCCGAAGAAGCGCCGGAAGUCCCGCACGGCCUUCACCAACCAUCAAAUCUACGAGCUGGAGAAGCGCUUCCUGUACCAGAAGUACUUGUCCCCGGCCGACCGGGACCAGAUCGCCCAGCAGCUCGGCCUGACCAACGCGCAGGUCAUCACGUGGUUUCAGAACCGCAGGGCCAAGCUAAAGCGGGACCUGGAGGAGAUGAAGGCGGACGUGGAGUCGGCCAAGGCCAUCGGCCAGGUGCCCUUGGACAAGCUGGCCAAACUGGCCGACCUGGAGAAAUGCGCCAACGGCACGCUGGGCCAUCCGCGAGUCGAGUCCCCGGCGCGGGGAGGCCAGCAGCGGGAGCUCGACGUGGGCCAGAAACUGAGGCGCUCCCCGCUGUCGCCCUUCUCAGACCACACGACGAGCAAAGAGUGCUCGGAGGACGAGGACGUGGAGAUUGACGUGGACGACUGA
This is a messenger RNA of Phycodurus eques (leafy seadragon), 816 nucleotides long. It is a transcript of the gene lbx1b, whose product is annotated as ladybird homeobox 1b. Gene Ontology annotation, molecular function: DNA binding; DNA-binding transcription factor activity, RNA polymerase II-specific. The coding region runs from base 1 to 816 and encodes 271 amino acids. The record is from RefSeq and is a predicted model, not a curated record. Lineage: Eukaryota; Metazoa; Chordata; Actinopteri; Syngnathiformes; Syngnathidae. Gene Ontology annotation, biological process: regulation of DNA-templated transcription. The transcript is spliced from 2 exons.